Molecule: messenger RNA, 2172 nt
Organism: Teleopsis dalmanni
Lineage: Eukaryota; Metazoa; Arthropoda; Insecta; Diptera; Diopsidae
Product: endothelin-converting enzyme homolog
Exons: 1
Coding region: 34-2064 (676 amino acids)
Biological process (GO): protein processing
Cellular component (GO): plasma membrane
Molecular function (GO): metalloendopeptidase activity
Source: RefSeq, a predicted model, not a curated record
AACAUUUCAGUUUCAUUUUUUCUGUGAUUUAUAAUGAAAGUAGGAGCGAUUCCGGUAAUUUUUAUUUUUUUAAAUUGUGUUUGCAAAUAUGUAAAUUGUGAGGAAACGAACUGUAGUAAAAGUGUAUGGCUGACAGAAAUACAGAAUAUACAAAAUAAACUUGAUCUCACCGUUAGCCCAUGCGAUGAUUUCUACGAAUACGCCUGCGGAAACUGGUUUGUGCCAUACAAAGUGCGAGCAUUAAAUGCAACUGAUGUGCUUACAGCAGCUAAGGCUUACAAUAAGCGUUUGCUGAUGCAGUAUAUGUCUACCGAACAAUCGCCAGAGAUUCUGACAAAGGAGCAACAAAUAUCACAUGCAGUGGUUAUUUUCUACAAUUCAUGCAUAGAACAGCGCUUCAGAGAUACAAAAAAUAAGCCAAUGAUGGCUUUCGUCAACAUUCUGCAACAGUUUAGCACUUGGCCGAUUAUAAACUCUAAUUUUGCAGAAAAUUCUGCGAAUAUUUCCUUUAAUUGGGAAGAUAUUGGCGCCCAAUUGCGACUUUACGGAGUGCAAUCUUUUAUGCGCGUUUUGGUGCAGUCAAACUGGCAGGCAUCGGACCAAGAUAUAUUCUAUAUUACGGCACCCACAUUUGAUUUACUUAAAAAGCAUCAAUAUGAUGAAACUUACGAUGACGACACUGUAUACCUUUAUAAACGAUAUGUAAAGUAUUUGAUGUUAGAUUUAGGUGUGCGUGUGCGCAGAUCUAAGGAGAUUGCAGAAGAGGUGGUUGAGUUUGAAAAAGAACUCCUGCGUUUGACAACUAAUUCGCGGGAUAUUGAACUGAAUGCUCCUCAGACUUUGAAAUCAUUAAUACAUCAAUUGCCUGAAAUAAAUUUACGAAAGUAUUUUAGUGUCAUUUUUCAGAACUUUACUCCAUCUAAACUGAUUGAACAAGAAUUACUUGUCGUUGCCGACUUAAGUUACAUGCGGAAAUUGGCGGAUCUAUUAAGAAAAUCAAGUGCUGAUAUUAUUGGAAAAUACCUACUGGUACAAUUUUUAGCGCAUUUUGAAGUAAAUUUACAUGACGAUGACAUGUCAACCGAAUACAAAGACUAUUGUCUACAACAGGUGAACACUUAUAUGCCGAAUGAACUAAGUAAAUUAUUUUUGUAUUUGCAACAUAACAAUAGCGCUGAUUUUUUAAAGACUGCCCGAAACGAUUUAACUACAAUAUUUGAUCAAUUAAAAAAUCAAUUUGAAAAAGCAGUGAAUGCGACUAACAUAUUUGACCGGGAUCCCUCAGGCAGAAUGAUAGGAUUGGAAAAGCUAAGAGCUAUGCAACUACGACUGCCGGUUUUACAAGAAAACGAGAUUUAUGAUUUCCAACUCACUGAUAAUUAUUACGAGAAUAUAAUUUAUUUAUCCAAGUUCAAAACGAAAAAAUUGUUGAAACACUUAAUGCAAGUGCUUACAUCAAGCAAUCCAAAUGAUAUAAGCGUAGAAAGUAAUUAUGGUCCAUUAAAUGUAAACGCUUAUUACCGCCUUACUAAGAACAUAAUUGAAAUUCCUGUAGGAAUAUUACGAAGCCCUUUUUAUAACAAUUGCUUUAAGUCUGCGCAUUUUUAUGGUAGUUUUAUUUAUAUAAUUGCACAUGAGUUUUUGCAUGGCUUCGACUACGAUGGUUUGAACUAUGAUCAAUCCGGUAACGUAACCAAUGCUUGGAACUCCAAAUCUAUCAUACAGUUCGGCAUUAAGUCCCAGUGCUAUUUAUCCGAGCGUUACAAGAACGCCAUACGAACUGUUAAUGAAAACAUAGCAGACAGUGAAGGCUUACGUCUGGCCUAUGACACAUUUCGGAACAUCGAAGGACCAGCAGUACUCACUGAGGAUGACAAAAAACUGUUUUUCAUAAGUUUUGCACAAACGUGGUGCGGUGAAAAUAAUUUAAGUGCCAACAGUGUUCAUGCUGGGCACAGUGAGCGUGUAAAUAAUGCUGUGAGCAAUUUCCCAGAAUUUGCUGAUGCGUUUGCAUGUGAAGCUGGUAGUAGCAUGCAUCCGGACGAAAAAUGUAAAAUUUGGUGACAUAAUUGCCAUAGGUAUUUAAGUGCAAAAACCUUUUAUAGAAUUUAUACAAAUUUAUUAAUAUAUGUAUUAUAAUAAUAACACAUAAUAAAUAUUUUUGUGUAAAAA